CCGAGGGCCUGCAACAUGGGGCGAGCACUGCAGAGCUGCCAGGAUCUAUUGGCACAUGCUGUGUGCUGCUGCUUGGUGCAGCUGCUUCCUGCUUGGGGCGUGCAGUUCCAUGUCCCCAGCGGUGUCACUGGAAGGCCAGGUUUUGCUUAGGCUGGUUGCUGUGCUGGCAUGGAUUUGAUUUUUUGCUGCCUCCUUCUGGCCAUCAGUGUCAGCUGCCUGCAGUGAUUGUGGUUUGUUUGUUUGUUUAUUUCUUCUGAAUCUAAAGAGUAGCCUGAUCUAAUGAGCUGAGCCAGCUUCCUCUUUUGUACAUGAUAUGGACAGUGCAAAGCUGGAGUGACCCUUGGAUCCUCACGAAGCUGCGUGUGGAGGUGAUGUGCCCUGAUGGAGGCAGGAAGGCAAAAUGGUUGACUUUUCCCCUCUCAUCCUCGAGCAGUUUGGCAAAAGCUGCUGGAAUUCCAGGUUAAUGGAGAAAAUCACUUUAUGCUGAAGCCUUGGCCAUCUGCUCACUUUCUAAUUACAAGCACUGUGGGUGUGAUCCGUGUUAGUGCCCUUGGCCAGGAGUGAUGAGAGCAGCCCCUCGGGCCUGUGCCCUGGUUGAGAUGAGGAGCAGAGUUGAAGUGGGGAGAGCUCCCUGCCCCAGACUGAAUAGGAAAGCCUGGGGCUACACACAGGUUUGUAAGCAAGAUGCCUUCCUUGGAUCGGUGAAAUGCAUAUGGAGCCAGGCCACUUGUGCUUAGACUGAGGCAGGGCAGGAAGCAGCUGUUGCUCCAGCAGCUCUGAUGGCAUGCACUGUCAGAAGAUGCUGCUUUCUUUUAUGAGAGCAUCCCUGGGCUACCAGCAUGCAGUGUGCCCUGGCCUUGCCCAGCCUUCCCUGCUCGGCGCCUGCUCACUGUUGCUUGGCUGAGCUGGGCUGCAGAUACCUUGGAGAGAAGGAACUCGUGCCAAGUUUGCAUUCGCAGCACUUCCAUCUUGGCUCCCUUUCCAACACACGAGCUCUGCUGCCAAAGCCGCUGCUCUGAAGCUGCAGCAUUCCUGUGCUACCCAAGUGUUUGGUGUUGGGAGUGGAGUGGUGGCUGAGAAGAGUUGUCCCUUUAAACACUGGGUCCAGAGAGGGUAAUCUGCCAGGGAUUAUCUCAUGGGGAGAGGAUUGGCAUCAAGAGGAGUCUCCUCCCUCUCCUGGGCCCUACAGCAUGUUGUGCUGUGUAUGGAAACCAAGUUCACUUUCUCCUUGGCAGUGUUUGGGGGUGAGGGGAGGAGAGCAGUGCUUGCACUAUGGGGCUGGGUCUCCUCUUCCUCACCAUGCUGGCCACGCUGGUCUCCUCUGAGCACCCAGAAGGAGACCUGGAUACCUACUGGUCCGGCACUGCACCCAUCUGCAUGGGGGGCUGCAAGGGGAAGCAUAAGGAGCUGAAGAGGAGCCAGUGUGGGAACGGCAGCUGCUGCUGGCUGGGCUACAAAUCCUUCUGCCGAGUGAACUGCGGGAGGCCCGAGGCAGACUUCAACUCAGUGGUGCAUGGCAAUGACUGGUGGGUGGGCUCUGUGGUGCGCUACAGCUGCCGGCCCGGCUUCAUGCUGCUGGGGGACCCGGCCAGCGCCUGCCAGUCUGACGGCCACUGGACGCCCAAGCCCACCUGCCUCCGUGAGUACAGUGGGGUGGGAUGGCUGUUGCUGUCCCAGCAGCCCACCGUGGGGAAAAAGGGGCUGGUGGCUACACUGGGGACGUGCUCCAGACCUGCUCCUGCAGGGAUCUGCCUGCGAGGCCGGAUCGAGAUCAGCGAGCGGGACAUCAGCGGGAGCUGCUCGUCAUCCUGCAGCACCCAGAACCACCUGGGAGCCUCCCUGCGCCACGGCUGCAUCAAGAUCUCCUCCUGCAGCACCAAACGCUCGGGCUGGGUGCGCUGGUUCCUGCGCUGCGACGUCUGCGAGUGCGACUGCCACGUGCCCUGCGGGGAGACCCAGUAGCAGCGCCCACCUCCGAUUCUCCUGGCAGAGCUGAGCCUUCUGCACUGAGGUCUGCUGGCCACGCAUCUCCGGUGCUGGGCUCUUCCUUUCCAUAAUUUCUAUCCAUCCUGAAGCUGUCAUCUGGGAGAAGAGUUUUGGGACUUGCUGCCUUUCUGCGUGGCCCCAUCACAUGGCAUGCAGGGAAUGCUGUGGGCAGCAGGAGCAGGGCAGCUGCAUUGAGGACUUGGAGACCUCCGCGUCUCCUGCUGGCUGCUCCCUAGAGAAGGCUCACAUCCUCUUCUAGCAGGCAGGCAGCACUUUGCCUGUCCUGCAGGCUGCCAUUUCUCUCUGCUAGUUAUUUCCUGCCCCUGUGUGCAGUCAGCAGGGCUGUCCUGCUGCUCCAUCUGUGCAGGCAGGGUGUGGGGGCUGCUGUGCAUGGUGCCUGCAGGCUGGGGCUGCUCCUUCCUGCAGUGUGUGAUUUGCUCUGACACCCCCCCCAAUCCUCCCCAGGGACAUCUCUGGGUAGCUGAUGCCUUGCAGCCAGAACAGGUAAGGACACAAGACCCCUCCUUGGUCCUGGGUUCCCUGGGAUCCCAGCCCUGAGCCCUUCAUUCUGUCCCAUGUGCCCUCGUGUCCCACUGUCAUGAUGGUCUCUGGGUGCCACCUGCUCCGCAGGGACACCCUGGAUCCCUCUGAAGCAGCAAUGGAAGAACCAAAAUUGUUAUUCCCUGGGGAGGAAGAGGGGCAGGAGCAUGUGUAAUGGGAUCAGCAGGGGAAACGGGCCCAGCACCACCACCACUGUGGGUAACUAAAAAAAUUGUUUACAGGCAAUGACACAGAUUUGCAGUUAUGCAUGGAGGUUCUGCUGCCUGCUCCGUCCCCACAGCCCCACACAGAGAGGGCAGCUGCUCUCUCAGCUCCAGCUGUAAGCGCCCUGGGUCAGGAGGCAGCAUGCUGAAAUGGCUUUGGGAUGAGCCCAGCACCUCUCCUGCUCCACGAGGAACUGACUGCAGGCCUCGCUGUGGGGCUGACUCUGAUGUUGCACCCUCUGUCUGAAUCCCAUUCCUAAAGGGCUGGAUCUCUGCCCCCAGCUCUGUCCCAGCCCCCCCGAUCCGGCUGUGAGAGAGGAAAGAUUUCCUUAGCUCACCAGAUGGGUAUUUUAAUUAAUACUGUUGUUAGUGUCACUCAUUUCCAUAUGGCUUUCAUGUUUAAGUGCUGUGGUGGGUGAGAGGUGUGAGCGACAGCGAG
This is a messenger RNA of Lagopus leucura (white-tailed ptarmigan), 3189 nucleotides long. Its product is annotated as complement receptor type 1-like. The record is from RefSeq and is a predicted model, not a curated record. Lineage: Eukaryota; Metazoa; Chordata; Aves; Galliformes; Phasianidae. The transcript is spliced from 4 exons. Bases 1273 to 1962 code for a protein of 229 amino acids.